Messenger RNA from Glarea lozoyensis ATCC 20868, 306 nucleotides. RefSeq lists its product as uncharacterized. Bases 1 to 306 code for a protein of 101 amino acids. The record is from RefSeq and is a predicted model, not a curated record. The transcript is spliced from 2 exons. NCBI's taxonomy places the organism in Eukaryota, Fungi, Ascomycota, Leotiomycetes, Helotiales, Helotiaceae.
AUGGAAUUCUCCAGCCGCUCUACAUCUAGUGCUUCACCCACAACUUCUCCAGAUCCCACCGAACGGAACUCUCCAAUCAGAGAUCCGCAUACUUCAAAAAUCCCAGUUGUGUCCUUCUCUGAUCGAGGUGGACAAGAAUAUGCUGGCGAUCCUGCCGACGUGGAUUGGCCGGCUCCAGAAUUCAGAAAACCUAGUUCAUUCUAUCGAACCAGAGCCACUCAGUCAGAGUUAGAGCGACCCCAAGCAUCUGAUGUCCGCCGUCAAUCUUGGAAGCCCAACAGGCACCAACACAGGACUGGCCAAUAA